AUGGCGUGCGAGCAGCUGGAGGAGUCCAUCGUGGCCGACGGCAACGGCAAGGAGGAAGAGGUCGGGGUCAUGGGCAUCGGCGCCGCGGACGGCGCCGACGACCAGCACGGCGGCGGCGGCAAGCUUAGCAUGAAGAGCCUGCUGUGGCACGGCGGCUCCGUCUGGGACGCAUGGUUCAGCUGCGCCUCCAACCAGGUGGCGCAGGUGCUCCUGACGCUGCCGUACUCCUUCUCCCAGCUGGGCAUGCUGUCCGGCAUCCUGCUGCAGAUCUUCUACGGCUUCUUGGGCAGCUGGACCGCCUACCUCAUCAGUGUCCUCUACGUCGAGUACCGCUCCCGCAAGGAGAAGGAAGGCGUCAGCUUCAAGAACCACGUCAUCCAGUGGUUCGAAGUGCUGGACGGGCUGCUGGGCCCCUACUGGAAGGCGGCCGGUCUGGCCUUCAACUGCACGUUCCUGCUCUUCGGCUCCGUCAUCCAGCUGAUCGCCUGCGCGAGCAACAUCUACUACAUCAACGACCGGCUGGACAAGCGGACAUGGACGUACAUCUUCGGCGCCUGCUGCGCCACCACGGUGUUCAUCCCGUCCUUCCACAACUACCGGAUCUGGUCCUUCCUGGGGCUCGGCAUGACCACCUACACCGCGUGGUACCUCGCCAUCGCCGCGCUCAUCAACGGCCAGGUCGAAGGCGUGGCGCACACCGGCCCGGCCAAGCUCGUGCUCUACUUCACCGGCGCCACCAACAUCCUCUACACCUUCGGCGGCCACGCCGUCACAGUGGAGAUCAUGCACGCGAUGUGGAAGCCCGCCAAGUUCAAGUACAUCUACCUGCUGGCGACGCUGUACGUGUUCACGCUGACGCUGCCGUCGGCGGCGGCCAUGUACUGGGCGUUCGGCGACGAGCUGCUGACUCACUCGAACGCCUUCUCGCUGCUGCCCAAGACCCGGUGGCGCGACGCGGCGGUGAUCCUGAUGCUGAUCCACCAGUUCAUCACGUUCGGGUUCGCGUGCACGCCGCUCUACUUCGUGUGGGAGAAGGUGAUCGGGAUGCACGACACCAAGAGCAUCUUCAAGCGCGCGCUGGCGCGGCUGCCCAUCGUGGUGCCCAUCUGGUUCCUGGCCAUCAUCUUCCCCUUCUUCGGGCCCAUCAACUCCGCCGUCGGCGCGCUGCUCGUCAGCUUCACCGUCUACAUCAUCCCGGCACUGGCGCACAUCCUCACCUUCCGCACGGCGUCCGCGCGCAUGAACGCCGCGGAGAAGCCACCGUUCUUCCUGCCGAGCUGGACGGCGAUGUUCGUCCUCAACAUGUUCAUCGUGGUGUGGGUGCUGGUGGUCGGCUUCGGGCUCGGCGGCUGGGCCAGCAUGGUCAACUUCAUCAGGCAGGUCGACACGUUCGGGCUGUUCGCCAAGUGCUACCAGUGCCCCAAGCCGCCCGUCGCGGCGACCGUGCAGUCACCGGCGCCGUUGCCGCACCACUAG
Messenger RNA from Miscanthus lutarioriparius, 1476 nucleotides. The record is from the annotation of a GenBank genome assembly. NCBI's taxonomy places the organism in Eukaryota, Viridiplantae, Streptophyta, Magnoliopsida, Poales, Poaceae.